CUGGGCCAGGCGCAUGCGCAGAAGGCGUGACCUCAAAGGCGGGAAAAGAUGGAGCGACUCGAAGCAGACUUGCCCUGCGCAGAGUUGAGUGACCAGGCGGCCCCAGCCUUGGCGCAGGAGGAGAAGCAGCCUGUCUCUGAGGACAGCCGUACCACUGAGGAAUCCGGCGGAGGCCCGGCCAGAAGUCAGAUUUCUAGCCCUUGUAUCUCCACCUCCAGUGCUAGCCACCAACUGCCAGUGCUGGAAGGGAAGGGAGGACUCUACUUUUCCUCUCUGGACUCAAGCAUCAACAUUUUAAAGAAGAGAGCCCAGGACCUGAUUGAAAACAUCAAUGAGAACAGACAGAAGGACCACGCACUCAUGACCAACUUCAGGGACAGCCUCAAGAUCAAGGUCUCAGAUAUGACAGAGAAGUUAGAGGACAGGAUGUACCAGGUCUAUAGCCAACAUAGCAAGAUCAUUCAGGAAAGGAUGCAGGAAUUCACCCUGAAAAUGACAAAGAUUGGCCACUUGGAGACAGAGCUCAAAGAAGCAUGCCACACCGUAGAGACUGUGUACAAGGACCUGUGCCUGCAGCCUGAGGCCACCACUUUAGAAGAGCAGAUCUACAAAGAUGUGGAAUGCUGACCGAAUGACCGAGAGGUUCACCGCCUAGUGACAGCCACCCAAAGAAGGCUGAGCACCCACCUUCAGGCCACACUGAUUGCUUUUUGUAGUUCUAUAGUUUUAUAAUGCAAUUGGGCCAAAGCAAAACAAAACAAAACAAAAAAAAGUUCCUGAUGCCAAACCCCAAGAUGCAGCAGGUGUAGGCCCCACUGUGGGCCCAGCCUUAGUCUGCACAUUGAAUUAAACAUU
Molecule: messenger RNA, 855 nt
Organism: Octodon degus (degu)
Lineage: Eukaryota; Metazoa; Chordata; Mammalia; Rodentia; Octodontidae
Gene: Syce2
Product: synaptonemal complex central element protein 2
Exons: 5
Coding region: 49-627 (192 amino acids)
Biological process (GO): synaptonemal complex assembly
Cellular component (GO): central element
Source: RefSeq, a predicted model, not a curated record